AUGGCCGCGCCCGCCCGCCGACUGUGCCAUAUCGCCUUCCACGUGCCCACAGGGCAGCCUCUGGCCAGGGAUCUGCAGCGCCUCUUCGGCUUCCAGCCCGUGGCGGCGCGGGAGGCCGACGGCUGGCGGCAGCUGGCCCUGCGCAGCGGCGACGCGGUCUUUCUGGUGAAUGAGGGCGCGGGGGCCCGGGAGCCGCUCUACGGCCUGGACCCGCGUCACGCAGUGCCCAGCGCCACCAACCUGUGCUUUGAUGUGGCGGACGCGGGAGCCGCCGCCCGGGCGCUGGCGGCAAAGGGCUGCCGCGUGCUGGUGCCCCCCGUUACUGUGCAGGAUGCACUGGGUGCUGCCACCUACACCGUGGUCAACUCGCCCGCAGGCAACCUCAGCCUGACGCUGCUGGAGCGCACCGACUACCGCGGACCCUUCCUGCCCGGUUUCCGACCUCUGUCCUCCAAACCCGGCCCGGGCUGGUUCAGCCACGUGGACCACCUGACCUUGGCCUGCACCCGCGGCAGCUCCCCUACACUGAUGCGCUGGUUCCACGACUGUCUAGGCUUUUACCACGUGCCACUGAGCCCAGGUGAGGACCCGGAGCUGGGCUUGGAGGUGACAGCGGGUUCCGGACAAGGGGGGCUGAGGCUCACUGCCCUGCAGACAGGGCCAUGCGGUGCUGUCCCCACCCUUGUGCUGGCUGAGUCCCUGCGGGGGGCCGCCCGUGGACUGGACCAGGUGCAGCAGUUUUUGGCCCAGCACAGAGGACCAGGCCUGCAGCAUGUGGGACUGUACACACCAAACAUCAUAGGAGCCACUGAAGGGGUGACUUUGGCUGGGGGCCAGCUCCUGACUCCUCCGAAGGCCUACUACCAGCAGCCAGGCAAGGAAAGUCAGAUCCUAGCUGCAGGUCAUGAGCCCAGCCAGCUGGCCCUGCAGGGAAUUCUGCUAGACGGCGAUGAAGGCAAGUUUUUGCUUCAGGUCUUCACCAAGUCCCUCUUUGCAGAGGAUACCUUCUUCCUGGAGCUGAUUCAGAGGCAGGGGGCCACAGGCUUUGGCCAGGGCAACAUCCAGGCCUUGUGGCAGUCCGUGGAGGAGCAUGCUGCCAGGGGUCAGGAAGCCUGAGGAAGCCGGAGCUGGCAGCCACCUGUCCUGGAGGUCCGGGGGUUCAGCACAGGGCCUGGCGGAAUAAGGCUUUGUCCCUAGGGCCAGGUGUGGCCUCCAUUCAUCAGUACCUGCCAGAAGUUGAAUCUCUCACUGGGGUCCAAAGAAGUCAGUUUGUUUGUUUUUAACUAUAAAACACUUUUUACAGUCUGUA
Molecule: messenger RNA, 1309 nt
Organism: Eptesicus fuscus (big brown bat)
Lineage: Eukaryota; Metazoa; Chordata; Mammalia; Chiroptera; Vespertilionidae
Gene: HPDL
Product: 4-hydroxyphenylpyruvate dioxygenase like
Exons: 1
Coding region: 1-1116 (371 amino acids)
Biological process (GO): aromatic amino acid metabolic process
Molecular function (GO): 4-hydroxyphenylpyruvate dioxygenase activity
Source: RefSeq, a predicted model, not a curated record